Rotaria sp. Silwood2 is the source of this 336-nucleotide messenger RNA. NCBI's taxonomy places the organism in Eukaryota, Metazoa, Rotifera, Eurotatoria, Philodinida, Philodinidae. The record is from the annotation of a GenBank genome assembly.
AUGAAAUCACUACCCGUUGAGUGUUCCUUUUGCCAAUGGACUGGUGUCUUGAAUAACUAUCAAGAGCAUCUUGAUCAAUCUCAUCCAAAUCUGACAUGUGAAUUUUGUCACGAACAUUUUAACUCAGUUAACGAUUUCAAUGAACAUAAAGUCUCUAAAUGUCAAAAGAUGAUAGUUCAAUGUAAAUUGAAAGAUUUUGGUUGUAAUGAACAAAUCAUCCGUGCUAAGAUAAAAGAUCAUUAUUUGAGUGAACGACAUCAACAUGCCAUAAUCAAACUUAUUCGUCAGUCGUCAUUGCAAUCCAAUGAUCAACAAAUACAUAUUGAUCUUCCAUGA